Molecule: messenger RNA, 2057 nt
Organism: Xyrichtys novacula (pearly razorfish)
Lineage: Eukaryota; Metazoa; Chordata; Actinopteri; Labriformes; Labridae
Source: the annotation of a GenBank genome assembly
AUGAAGGGUAAGUGUUUUGACAAUUUGUCCACUUUCCAUCAGAGAAGCAUCACUCUAAUAGGAGCCUUUGUUUUUACAGGACCGAUCUUUCUGGUUCUGGUGCUUGCUGCCAAACUUGCUUACUGCUCUUCAGUCACAGCAGGUCAAAGUCUUUUCUUAUUUAUCCAGCUUUCUGGAUUAUGGAAAAGUUUAUGUGUGAUCCUCUGUUUUACUAUGUACUUGAUGUUUCAGACGGAAAUAGCUCCCUGCACCUGUUUUUCUGUGAGCCUAAAGGAUGUGCAGCAAAUGUAACAUCGGUAUAUUGUGGGAAUAUAGAGCUCCUGAAUGGGACUAACAUCCCAGACUGCUCAGGCCAUCCACCAUUACUAAAUACAGUCUGCCAACGUGAUGGACGAGCAUUUGUUCAAACUGAAGCAGGCAUCAAGUGUGACUUUGAGGCAAAGGGACAUUUCAUUAAGACAGUAAAAUGUGAAGGUAUUUCAUUUUUCUUUUUAAUUCAUCUCUACUUCCUUUUUAUUUCUCAUGUUCUUUUGCUCUCUUCUCUAUCUUUGACUUCCUAAAGUCUUACAUAUUUAUUUCCUUAAUUUAACCUUCUUAAAGAGACAUAGCAAUAAAAAAGGUAUUUUGUAUCAGAUGUCUAACAACUAAUACCAUUCGCUUACAAAGCAACAAUUUAUUGAGCUCUUUAAGACUUUUGAACACCAGGGACCACCACAGAGUGUUGGUUUUAGUUUACAUGCUUUUAAAUGGUUCCAGCUAUUCUUUCUGUGUUUUUAACUAUAACCAAGUGUCCAUUUAAGAUCCAGUGGCUUUUUCAUGGUAAUAUUGCUCCUCUUUUAUGAUAUAACCAUCCCCAUCUAAAUGCAGAUGAUGAAGUUUUCUAUUGUAUUGCAGACUCUGAUUAAGCUGUUGACAGUGUUCUCUGAAUGUUUUACUCUGGAUGAUUUUAAAAUUGGUCUUAAACACUCAUAAAAGUAGAUUUAUGUUGCUUUUUAGAGUAAGGGACAUUGGUUUCUAAAACUUUGUAUUUCUGCAAUGCAAGGAAACAUUAUUGAGAGACUUAAAGAGUAUAGCUAUCUUAACAUAUGGAUAGAUAAGAAACUCUCAUCUAAAUAUAACAUUGACAAUUUAACCAACAGGUUAAGUUUUUUUUUUUUUAUGUCGAUACAAAACCAACUUUCCAAUGGCAGGUAAACUGCUAAUUUACAUCACAUCUCUAGUUUGGUUAUCUGGACUGUAUCUGACACUGUACAAUGACUAUAUUUUACUAAAAGUUUCCUGUGUUUGCACUGAGCUUUGGAGCAGCUUUUAGAUUUUGGUUACCAUUCAUCUGAAAUUCUCUGCAAAGCACUUAAAAAUGGAGGCUUUAGUACCUCUCUGUGUUUUCAAAAUUUUGAUCAAAAACAGGCUGGCGCUAUUUGUUCUUUUCUCAGCUGUUUUUUCCCUUGAUAUAGUGUAUUUUCUGACCUGUUUUUCAUUGCUUUUGUAUACUGCCUAACAUCAUUUUAAAUGAGGGUCAGUCUAACAAUAACACCUCUUUGAUUUUUCUAACCAGAUAGCAACACCGCCUGCACAUUUGAUCCAGGUAAGCUUACCUGUAGAUAUAUGAAUUACAUCAUACUGCUUAUUGUUUUGGCUGAUCUUUGACUCAAGUGUUUUUUAUCUCCGCUGACCCUCACAUCAUCAGAAGCCACUCUGAAGGAGGAAAAAAAGGAGGAAAAAAAGGAGGAAGAAAAGGAGGAAAAAAGGGAGGAAAAAAAGGAGGAAGAAAAGGAGGGAAAAAAGGAGGAAAAUAAUGCUGGACAUAUUGCUGGAAUUUGUAGGUUAUGAACAUCAGAAAGUCUUUUUUUCUUUGUACUUUGCUUGCUUAAGCCUUAUAUUCUCUGCUUGGGGUCACUUAACAAUCAACAGAAGCGGUGGUGAAUCUGUCUGUCACGUAAUCUGUGUCUGCUGUGAUUUCUAAUUUGUUAAAUGAGAUAAACAACUAAUUAUUUCUAGCUAACUACUAAUCUGACUCGCUUUUACUCUCCUGUUUUCUUGCCUUUACUCAAGAUUAA